This is a messenger RNA of Dentiscutata heterogama, 3072 nucleotides long. NCBI's taxonomy places the organism in Eukaryota, Fungi, Glomeromycota, Glomeromycetes, Diversisporales, Gigasporaceae. The record is from the annotation of a GenBank genome assembly.
AUGUCAAACUAUUCAAGGAGAAAACCUGUUCCUGAGCAAGACAACGGGGAUUCCUCUUUUCCAUUAAAAAAUAAUAAGUCCGCAACUGAUUUGAGCUUUAUGAAUCAACCUCCGAGGAUGCCUACAAAAUCUCCUUUAAGAAAUUCCAGUUCUUCAACUCCAACAAGUGGUUCAACUCAAACCACAAUAAUUCAACCGGUUAUGAGUACGAUGUCGAUAACUAGUGCAGUGUCGCCUACAACUUCAACUGCUCGUACACGUCCUACAGUGGAUACCGCAUCGGUAGAUCGCGAAUUACUAAGUCCCGAAAAAAAGGACUAUGAAGAAAGUAUUAGAUCGUUACAAUCAAGGAGACGUGGUUCUGACCAUAGUUAUAAGCCAAUAUCACCAAUUUCCGGAGUGUUUUCUGAUAACAUAAAUACUACUUCACCGCCACUUUCUCCAAAAAUUAAACCGCCGUCUUUAAAUAUUGCUAGUGAUUUACUUUCUUCGUCUGAAGCCAUGCUUGCUUCCGCUACUUCUCCAAAAUUUCCUCCCGGAACUUCAUUAUUGGAUACGACGGAUGAAAUGUUAAUUCAAUUACUAGUUUCUCAAGCUAUAAUUGACGCGAAGGAUUUUGAUAUUUUAAGUUUAGAAGAGGUUGAGGAAUUAAAAAAGGAUUACUCAUUGUUGACAACGCGUAUUACAGCUUUAACAUCUAAACUUUCUCUUGAAUCAAAAAUUCGAGAAGCUGCUAGCUCACUUGCUCGACUUCAUGCCUCUAAUAGAAGAUUAUCGCGUCAGGCAACGGAUCAUCUUUCCGCUGCUAAUCGUAAAGUUGAUCAAGUUGCUACAGAACUUUGGAAGUUGACACAACGCGCUGGAGAAGUGCAGAGGAAAUUAUUGCAGCAUAUGGCUGGAAUUCUUAGUACGGGUAUUUGUAAAAUAGAAGAGAAGCAUGUUCAUCAAUUUCAAACCAAUUCAAUACAAAUUCAGGAAGGUGGCGAUGGAAUUGACAAUCUAUAUAAUGAGAUAAUGGGUAUAAAUUCUAAUGGUCCGGAUCCUAUAUUAGUAGAAAAGGUAUCUAGUUUAGAAACUUCACUUCAUAAUGCUCAUCAGACGCUUGCAGAAGCUAGAAUGGCGAUUAAACGCAAAGACAAAGAAAUUGAGGAAUUAAGGGCUAAAAUUGAUGAUAGUGCAACAGAAGCUAGAGAAAGAACUGUUGCCGAACUGAGAACUGAAUUAGAAGAGGUUGGAAGCCGGUUGGAUAUCUUGUUGAGAAAACACAAAGCGAAUAGCGGAAAAAACAGUACGUCUUCUGAUAAUGAAGACUCUGAUGAAUCUGAUUCGGGUAACUCUACUUUUUAUCGUCUAUCUACUAUGACGACGGCUACGCAACAUCUUCAAAAAGAACAAUACAGGAACAUAUCUGAGAAUCUAAGUGCCUUAGAAAAAGCUCUAGAAGCUUAUGCAUUUCGAGUAUAUAAAAGUGAACAGGAGAUAAAUUCAACUAAAAAUAACACUGAUGAUGAAAAUUCUCAAAGCCAAUUACAAGAAGCAUUGAAUAAUUUGAAACGUGCAGAGGAGAAAGUAGAGACAGAACAAAAGAAAGUUAAAAAUAUGGAAAAUGAGAUAUUUGAAUUACAGGCAAAAGCAGAACGUGUUCAAGACCUUGAAGAUCAAAUUAAGGAGAUGGAGCGGAAAAAUCGUGCCAAAGGUGUGAAUGAAACAAGUAAUGAUACAAAUGUUGAAUUUAAAUUGAAAAAGACAGAAAGGGAAUAUGAUGAAAUAAUGGAAGCUCUAAAGAAAUCAUUUUCGAAUCUACCAUCUGAUAGAUCUGAAGAUAAUAAAAUAAAAAUUUCAAAAGAAACUAUAAUUUCACGUAUUCAAAGAGUUGGUGAUGAAAAUAAAAGAUUAAUGGAUCAAAUUUCACACCUACAAUCACGAAUACACGAUCAGGCAAUGAAAUUAAAGGGUCAAGAUAACUUAAAGCAGGAACUUGAAGAUACUCUAAUUGAGCUUGAAAACUCAAAAAGCAGAGUAAUGGAGCUUGAAGAUAAAGCUCAAAAUGCAAUAUCUCGAGCUGCUUCGACAAACGAAAAGCAAUCAGACUUGCGUAAUGAGUUAGAAGAUUUACGUGAGCGUCUCAGUACAAGCCAGGAAAAAGUGCGAAAAUAUGAAGCUAUUUUAAAACGUCAAUCGGUCAUUCAAAUUGUCGAUAAUGGGACAUCAAUUAAAGAAGAAUUUCAACAACAAUUGGCUGCACAAGAACAAGAAUAUGAAGCACAGAUUAAGGAACGUGAUGCUUUAAUUUUAAAACUUCGAUCUAAUUUAUCACAUAAUACUACCGAAAAGGAUAAUUUGUCGCAAGUUGUAAAGGACUUGGAAGAUAUGUUAAAAUCUAAAUCUAGAACAUUAGACCAAAGAGAAGUGACAAUAAGUCGAUUAGAAGGAGAUGUCGUUCGGCUUAAGUCAGAGCUUGCCGAGUUAAAAGCUGCUACUGAUGGUAUGUCACGUUUUAAUAAAGGCAGUAGUCGUACCUCGUCACAAGUUGAUGAAGAACAAGAGUUGAUUCAAUUACGAUCAACUAAAUCAAAACUCGAACAGGAAGUUAGGAAACUUAAAGAAAGUAUAGUCAUUGUUCAGAAACAAUUUUCAGAGCGUGAAGAUGCAUUGGAAAAGAGAUCAGAAACGAAUCAAAAUGAACUGGAUGGUGUUUUACGUGAAUUUGAUCGACUGACACGUAAUUUCAUUGAUUUUGAUACUGAACGGCACAAACUUCAAAAUAAUAUCGAUCAACUACAAUCCAAAUGUGAGGCUUUAGAAAAUGAAUUAGCGGACGAAAAGAUCAAACAUUUAGGAAUGGAUGGAAAUGAACCAGUAACGACAGCAACUUUGAGAAAAGAAUUUAGAAAGAUGAUGGCAGAUUCACGAGAAGAACAAACAAAAUUAUUACGACGAGAAACAGAUGAAAGGAAAAAAUUGGAGGCUACAGUAAGAAAUCUUAAGAGAGAAAAAGAAGCAGUAAAAUGGGAAAAGGUUAACAAAGGAACUCAAACAAAAUUUACUGUUGGAGUUGAAACUGUUAACUAG